This is a messenger RNA of Bradysia coprophila, 8790 nucleotides long. RefSeq names its product sodium voltage-gated channel paralytic (gene para). The record is from RefSeq and is a predicted model, not a curated record. Gene Ontology annotation, cellular component: voltage-gated sodium channel complex; plasma membrane. Gene Ontology annotation, molecular function: voltage-gated sodium channel activity; calcium ion binding. Lineage: Eukaryota; Metazoa; Arthropoda; Insecta; Diptera; Sciaridae. Gene Ontology annotation, biological process: neuronal action potential; membrane depolarization during action potential; sodium ion transmembrane transport.
CGAAAAACUUAUAGGACACACUGACGUCGCCUUCUCAGCAUCGGUGUCGCCGCGUUGUGGACUGCAGUUUAAAUGAGCCACGAUAGAGAACGGGCCGGGCCAUCGUGAAGAAAAAAAAUAUUUAAAAAAAAAAUUGAAUAAAUUUUCACCAUUAAGAAGUAGAGGAAAAAGGAGGCAUAGGAAAAUUUAUUUGGUAAAUUCGAAGACGAUUUGUGGAACAAUUUUUUAUUGGAAUUAAGUUAAUGGUGAAGAAAGACUUCCUGAAUCUAUUUAGACUACCACCCAAAUUGGAUAUUUGACUUGUUUUAUGUGAAAAUUGAUUUGUGAAAGAAGAUUGUGUGAAGUUCGAGGAAGAAGAAAGAUAUUUUAAUCGGAAAAACGAAAGGAUAAAAAAAAACUAGUGAAAAGGACGAGAAAGACGAGUUUUCUGUUUUAAUGCAAAAAAGGAAAAUUAUCAGCUUACUAACAAGGAUUUUCAUUUUUGAUUAAAGUUUUCAGGAAAAUCGCUUGUCAACUCAUUAGGUUAAGAAAAGAGAAAAGAAAAUUCUUUUCCUGCUAAAUUGCUGCCACUUUCGUGUCACUUUAGAUGCUUUUUAUAAAUCUAAUUUCCGUCGAAAGAGUAAAAAGCACCAAACGAUAAAAUAAAAAAUAAAAAAAUUUGUGUGCGACAUGAAAAACCACUUCGGUCACUAUUUCUCUAUAACAAAGGAGUUGCUUGUAGGGAGCUAAUUAUUGUUACAAAUAAAUGAAGGAAAAAAGUGGUGCUUAGUUGCUGGUGUGUAAUACAUAAUUUAUUUGAUUUUAUUUGUCGAAAGGACAGUGUAGCAGAGGUGAAGUAAAUUUUUCGGAAUAUUUUUCUUUUUCGUUUUGUGUAUUACUCAGCAUUCUAGUGUAUAUGUACAUACAUACGUGCGUGUGAGUGUGAAUAGUUUUAAACGAUUCUAAGGAUAUAAUAAAUAAAGAAACGGAAAUAACACCCAAAACUUACAAAGCGAAAGAAGAAAAAAGCUUCUCGACGAGUUACUGCAAAGGAAUAUCAAUUUUUCGUUUCCUCCGGGUUGCUUUUGUUUUUGCACACUGUUUGUGUGUUCGACCCACCCAAAAACAUUGUGCUUCGAUCACCGAUCCAACGAAAAUUUCAACAAAAGGACGGCGUCAUUUAAUCAUUAUGCCUCGGAUAUAGGUUUAAUCAGAUUCCAGCCGUAUCCAUGUGCCCCAUGGCGGUCAUGAGCAAUCUCGAUUUUACACGGAUUGUUAAGGGCCCCAGUUGCUGUUUAGCUGUUGCGAUCAUCUUCGCUUCGAUCCUGUUUCCAUUUAGAACGACAGGACGGCUUACCGUCCGAGUUAGCUCGUGGGGGCCGAGCCAGCAGUUGGUCGCACAACGAAGUGCGGACCUGUUUCGAGCCCCUUCACUACAUCAUUGUUAGCAGGCCUUGGCAGUCUGAGGCUCUUCAUCGUUGGCCAAAUAGACAAUGAUUGACGAUUUAAGCUCGAUAUCUGAGGAAGAACGCUGCUUGUUCCGUCCCUUCACCCGCGACUCAUUAGUUGUAAUACAAGCCCGAAUUGCCGAGGAAGUACGUAAAUUUAAGGAGCUAGAAAAAAAGAGAGCCGAAGGAGAUGUUCCGCAAUAUGGGCGAAAGAAAAAGCAAAAAGAUAUCCGAUAUGAUGACGAUGAUGACGAUGAAGGUCCACAACCGGAUCCUGCACUUGAACAGGGCGCACCGAUACCUGUUCGAAUGCAGUCUGGCUUCCCGCCGGAAUUGGCCUCCACACCUCUCGAGGAUAUCGACAAUUUUUAUUCAAAUCAACUGACAUUCGUAGUAGUUAGCAAAGGAAAGGAUAUAUUUCGUUUUUCCGCUUCAAAAGCAUGUUAUUUACUCGAUCCGUUCAAUCCAAUUCGUCGUGUAGCUAUUUCUAUUUUGGUACAUCCAUGGUUUUCAUUUUUUAUAAUAGUAACGAUUCUUACAAAUUGUAUAUUGAUGAUAAUGCCGUCAUCGCCAACCGUCGAAUCCACUGAGGUGAUAUUCACCGGAAUCUACACAUUUGAAUCAGCUGUUAAAGUGAUGGCUCGAGGUUUCAUUUUAUGUCCGUUUACGUAUCUUAGAGAUGCAUGGAAUUGGCUGGACUUCGUAGUAAUAGCAUUAGCCUAUGUGACGAUGGGUAUCGACUUGGGCAACUUGGCAGCUCUGAGAACGUUUCGUGUACUCCGAGCGCUGAAAACCGUGGCCAUCGUACCAGGCCUGAAAACCAUUGUCGGCGCUGUCAUCGAGUCUGUAAAAAAUCUUCGAGAUGUGAUAAUUUUAACUAUGUUUUCGUUGUCCGUAUUCGCUCUGAUGGGCCUACAAAUCUACAUGGGUGUGUUAACACAGAAAUGUGUUCGAAGAUUUCCACUGGACGGCUCAUGGGGUAAUUUAACCGAUGAGAAUUGGUCAGCCUUUAUGAAAAAUGAAAGUAAUUGGUACAAAACGGAAACUGGUGAUAUGCCAGUGUGUGGGAAUUCAUCUGGUGCUGGACAGUGUGACGAAGGUUAUAUGUGUCUGCAGGGUUUCGGUCCAAACCCAAACUAUGGAUAUACAAGCUUCGAUACCUUUGGUUGGGCUUUCUUAUCCGCUUUUAGACUGAUGACCCAGGAUUACUGGGAAAAUUUAUACCAAUUAGUUCUUCGCUCAGCUGGUCCAUGGCACAUGCUGUUUUUUAUCGUUAUCAUCUUUUUAGGAUCAUUUUAUCUUGUCAAUUUGAUUUUGGCUAUUGUAGCUAUGUCGUACGACGAACUCCAAAAGAAAGCGGAAGAGGAAGAGGCUGCUGAAUCGGAAGCAAUAAAGGAAGCGGAAGAGGCAGCUGCAGCCAAAGCAGCAAGACAGGAAGCUGCUCAAGCUGCACAGGCUCAGGCGGCCCAUGCACUGGAAACAAACAAUGAACAGAGUAAUAUGCAAAAUAUGGCCAAAAGUCCAUCCGACAUAUCGUGCCUCAGCUAUGAACUGUUUGUGGGCCAAGAGAAAGGGAAUGACGAUAACAACAAGGAGAAAAUGUCCAUCCGGAGCGAAGGAUUGGAGUCGGUGAGCGAAAUGCAAAGACCAGCACCAUAUGCUAUUGCAUCUGGCACAAAUGCAGCCAAAGUUCGAAAAGUGAGCGCGGCAUCGCUGUCCUUGCCAGGAUCUCCAUUUAACCUACGAAGAGGUUCACGUGGUUCUCACCAGUUUACGAUACGAAACGGUAGAGGACGUUUUGGUAUACCGGGUAGCGAUCGAAAGCCACUCGUAUUAUCAACAUACUUGGACGCACAAGAGCAUUUGCCAUACGCGGACGAUUCUAAUGCCGUAACUCCGAUGUCCGAAGAAAAUGGCGCCAUUAUAGUUCCAGUUUAUUACGCUAAUUUAGCAGGUUCAAGACAUUCUUCAUACACAUCACAUCAAUCUCGUAUAUCAUACACAUCACAUGGUGAUCUUUUGGGAACAAAAGAACAAAAACUUAGAAGUAGAUCGUCCAGAAAUCAAUCAGUGGUUCCAACGAAUGGAAAUCAUUAUGUUGAUGCAAAUCAUAAAGGUCACCGUGACUUCGAAGGAUCGGUUGACUGCACAGAUGAAGCGGGGAAAGUUAAACAAAACGACAAUCCAUUUAUUAAUGAACCCGUCCAUGGACAAACUGUUGUCGAUAUGAAAGAUGUGAUGGUACUCAACGAUAUUAUUGAACAGGCCGCAGGCAGACACAGUGGUGCUAGCGAGCACGGAGUUUCUGUCUACUAUUUUCCAACAGAAGAUGACGAUGAAGAUGGUCCAACGUUUAAAGAUAAAGCAAAGGAAUUUACAAUGCGUAUGAUCGAUGUGUUCUGUGUGUGGGAUUGCUGUUGGGUAUGGUUAAAGUUUCAAGAAUGGGUGGCUUUAUUGGUGUUUGAUCCGUUCGUUGAAUUGUUCAUCACAUUGUGUAUUGUGGUGAAUACAUUGUUCAUGGCAUUAGAUCAUCACGAUAUGGACAAGGACAUGGAGAGAGCACUGAAAAGUGGCAAUUAUUUUUUCACCGCAACAUUCGCCAUCGAAGCCACAUUGAAAUUGAUAGCGAUGAGUCCAAAGUUUUACUUUCAAGUUGGAUGGAACAUUUUUGAUUUUAUUAUCGUCGCCCUGUCGUUGGUCGAACUCGGUUUGGAAGGCGUUCAAGGACUGUCUGUGUUGCGUUCAUUUCGUUUGCUUCGAGUAUUCAAAUUGGCAAAAUCUUGGCCCACUUUAAAUUUGCUGAUUUCUAUUAUGGGACGGACAAUGGGUGCAUUGGGUAAUCUAACCUUUGUAUUGUGUAUUAUUAUCUUCAUCUUUGCCGUUAUGGGAAUGCAAUUGUUUGGAAAGAAUUAUGUUGAUAAUGUGGAUCGCUUUCCGGACGGCGAUUUACCCCGAUGGAAUUUUACCGAUUUUAUGCAUUCGUUCAUGAUCGUUUUUCGUGUAUUAUGCGGGGAAUGGAUUGAAUCGAUGUGGGAUUGUAUGUUAGUUGGCGAUGUAUCCUGUAUUCCAUUUUUCUUAGCAACGGUAGUCAUAGGAAAUUUGGUUGUACUUAAUCUUUUUCUGGCCUUGCUUUUGUCCAAUUUCGGUUCGUCUAAUUUAUCGCAAACAAAUGCUGACAAUGACACGAAUAAAAUUGCGGAGGCUUUUAAUCGUAUCGGACGAUUUAAGAGUUGGAUCAAAACAAGUGUCGCCAAUGGAUUUAAGUUUUUGCGGAACAAACUGACGAAUCAAAUAUCGGAUCAGCCGCCAGGUGAGAGGACCAAUUACAUCAGUUGGAUUUGGAACGAAGGCAAGAGGGUAUUUCGUUGUAUGUCUGCAGAACACGGUGAUAAUGAGCUCGAGUUAGGACCCGACGAGCUGCUGGUGGACGGACUGAUCAAAAAGGGCAUCAAAGAUCAAAGCCAGUUGGAGGUGGCCAUUGGUGAUGGAAUGGAAUUUACGAUACACGGUGAUAUCAAAGGAAAGAAGGGCAAAACGCUUCUAAACAAUGCAAAGUUGAUCGGAAAUUCCAUAAAUCAUCAGGACAAUCGACUAGAACACGAGCUGAACCAUCGGGGGAUGUCAUUACAGGACGAUGAUACCGCCAGUAUAAAAUCGUAUGGCAGCCACAAGAACAGACCAUUCAAAGACGAAAGUCAUAAAGGCAGUGCCGAAACAAUGGAAGGUGAAGAGAAACGCGACGUUAGCAAAGAAGACUUAGGAAUAGACGAAGAUGAAGAAGGUGAAGGCGAAGAGCCACUGGGCAUGGAAGCCCAUAUAAUACAUGCCGAAGAAGGAGAUGUCAUCGAUGACAGUCCUUCGGACUGUUUUCCGGAUCAAUUUUAUAAAAAAUUUCCAGUUUUUGCUGGUGACGAAGAUUCACCGUUUUGGCAAGGAUGGGGAAAUCUUAGGCUAAAAACUUUUCAAUUAAUCGAAAAUAAGUAUUUCGAAACAGCUGUUAUCACAAUGAUUUUGCUCAGUAGUCUAGCCCUGGCUCUUGAAGACGUUCACUUACCCCAUCGACCAAUUCUUCAGGACAUCCUCUAUUAUAUGGACCGAAUAUUUACGGUGAUAUUUUUCAUAGAAAUGUUAAUCAAAUGGUUGGCUCUUGGCUUCAAAGUGUACUUCACAAACGCUUGGUGUUGGCUUGAUUUCGUCAUUGUCAUGUUGUCGUUAGUAAAUUUGGGAGCAAUAUGGGCUGGUGCUGCUGAUAUACCAGCAUUCCGCUCGAUGCGAACACUUCGCGCCCUACGGCCACUACGAGCUGUGUCUCGUUGGGAGGGUAUGAGAGUCGUCGUAAAUGCGCUGGUUCAGGCUAUACCGUCCAUCUUCAAUGUAUUGCUGGUGUGCUUAAUAUUCUGGCUUAUAUUUGCCAUUAUGGGAGUGCAGCUUUUUGCCGGCAAAUACCAUAAGUGUGUUGAUACCAACAAAACAACAAUAAGCCACGAGAUCAUACCCGAUCGAAACGCUUGCGAUGCUGAAAAUUACACAUGGGAAAAUUCACCAAUGAAUUUCGAUCAUGUGGGUAAAGCGUAUUUGUGCCUAUUUCAAGUAGCUACAUUUAAAGGUUGGAUCCAAAUCAUGAACGAUGCCAUUGAUUCACGAGAGAUCGACAAGCAACCAAUUAGAGAAACGAACAUUUACAUGUACCUUUAUUUCGUAUUUUUCAUCAUUUUCGGUUCAUUUUUCACACUGAACCUGUUCAUUGGUGUGAUCAUCGAUAAUUUUAAUGAACAAAAGAAGAAAGCUGGUGGAUCACUGGAAAUGUUCAUGACAGAAGAUCAGAAGAAGUACUACAAUGCCAUGAAGAAAAUGGGUUCGAAGAAACCGCUUAAAGCAAUACCUCGGCCACGGUGGCGACCACAAGCAAUAGUUUUCGAAAUAGUAACCGAUAAAAAAUUCGACAUGAUCAUCAUGUUGUUCAUCGGAUUCAACAUGUUGACCAUGACCUUAGAUCACUACCAACAAUCGGAAACAUUUAGUAGUGUGCUAGACUAUCUGAACAUGAUUUUCAUUUGUAUAUUUAGUUCCGAAUGUUUGAUGAAAGUAUUCGCCCUUCGAUAUCAUUAUUUUGUGGAGCCGUGGAAUUUGUUUGACUUUGUGGUAGUAAUAUUGUCCAUCUUAGGUCUUGUACUAAGUGAUCUCAUCGAAAAAUAUUUUGUAUCGCCAACAUUACUUCGUGUAGUUCGUGUAGCUAAAGUAGGUCGCGUUUUACGUUUGGUUAAAGGUGCUAAAGGUAUUCGUACGCUGCUCUUUGCCUUGGCUAUGUCCCUGCCAGCCUUAUUCAACAUUUGUCUGCUUCUUUUCCUUGUGAUGUUUAUAUUUGCCAUAUUCGGGAUGUCAUUUUUUAUGCAUGUCAAAGACAAGAGUGGAUUGGACGAUGUAUAUAAUUUCAAAACAUUUGGUCAGAGCAUGAUAUUGCUCUUUCAGAUGUCUACCUCAGCGGGUUGGGAUGGCGUAUUGGACGGUAUUAUCAAUGAAGAAGACUGCCUGCCACCAGACAACGACCAAGGAUAUCCAGGCAAUUGCGGGUCAGCCACCAUUGGCAUUACGUAUAUUUUGUCAUAUCUAGUUAUAAGUUUCCUGAUCGUUAUCAACAUGUACAUUGCCGUCAUUUUGGAGAAUUAUUCGCAAGCUACAGAAGAUGUGCAGGAGGGUCUCACCGACGACGACUACGACAUGUACUACGAAAUAUGGCAACAAUUCGAUCCGGAAGGAACGCAAUACAUUCGUUACGAUCAAUUAUCCGAUUUUCUUGACGUACUCGAACCACCGCUACAAAUUCACAAGCCAAAUAAAUACAAAAUCAUUACGAUGGAUAUACCAAUAUGUCGCGGUGAUAUGAUGUUUUGCGUGGACAUAUUGGACGCAUUGACCAAGGAUUUCUUUGCCCGCAAAGGCAAUCCAAUCGAAGAUCCGGGUGAAAUGGGUGAGGUUGCUGCACGGCCCGACGAAGAAGGCUACGAGCCGGUAUCGUCGACGCUGUGGCGACAACGAGAAGAAUAUUGUGCCCGAUUAAUACAAAUCGCUUGGCGCAAGCAUAAACUACAUAAAGACGAUCCAGAUGGCACUACGGGCGAUGAAACCGAUGGUGCUGGCGGCGGUGGUGAUUGUGGCGACGAUCCCAGUUCGCCGAAAGAUCACGAAAAUGGAAGUCUCGGUAGACAGACGGCUGUUUUAGUGGAAAGCGAUGGAUUUGUGACGAAAAACGGACAUCGCGUUGUGAUACAUUCCCGGUCACCGAGCAUAACGUCACGUUCGGCAGAUGUCUGAGCCAGGCCUCGUCCCCCUCUCUCCGAAGCACGACAGAAAUAAAUUUCAGUUGAGAACAACGUAAAUGAAAUUCUUCAAAGAACACAAGGAGAUUACAACAAAAAUCAAUUGACAAAACCUUUUUCUUCGCCGCGAUAAUUGUUGACGAUUUUUCGACGCAAAAAUGUUUUUUCGUUUCGUCUUUUUAUCGGUUUUUAAAUAUUUUUUUCUUAUUUUGUCGACAAGUACAAAGCACAAAUUUUUUUGCGAAAAAUCGUUACAAUGUGAAGAAAAGAAAAUAGAGAGAACCGAAUGAAUGAAUGAAAAGGAACAAAGAAAAAAACUUACAUUGAGAAUAAAGAAAAUCUAAAUUGGAAAGCCGACUGCCAUUAAUUAAUUUAACCUAAAAACCAAAAAAGUGUCACGAGAUAAACAAAACUAAAAAUUUGAGAAAAAAAACCCAAAUUGAAAACUUUAAGUGAAACAACAAUAUAACAACAACAACAAUGAAAAAUUGUGUGAAAACGAAUAGUGAAAAUUAUAAAUAAAGACGUUCGAAUCAAUCAGCAGCAACCUCAGAUAGAACAGCGGGAACUAACAUUUUUGGAUUUCAAUUUAACGAACACGACAAGUUGAAAGUUUAAAAACAGAAAGCGAAAAGAAAAUUUAAAUGAAUAUUAACAAGCUACUCCAACGUCCUCAUCAAAAAUAUCUGAAGCAAAAAAGAAAUAAAAUAAAAAAAAUAUUUUACAAAAAUCCAAAGAGGAUAAAAAAUGAUAUCAUGUGAUAGUUAGAAAUGUAAAAUAAUUGAAAUUUAAACUAAAAAAAAUUAAAACAAAAAAAUUUUUGCGAUGUGAUUCUUAUUCAUUUAAAUUUAAAAAUAAAAUAUUGGAAAAUAAACCAAGUGUGGAUUAAAGAAAACUGAUGCUUUACAAUGCAAAUUCUGAGUGUUUAAUGUGCGCGCUUUUUUGUAAAACGAGUAAAAGAAAUAAAAAUAAAGUUUUUCUACUUAAACAAACAUUAGGUGUAAAAUCGCCGAUCUAGCGUCGAAUCAACCAAUCUUCAAAAAAAA